This is a messenger RNA of Prosopis cineraria, 2043 nucleotides long. RefSeq lists its product as uncharacterized. The coding region runs from base 142 to 1197 and encodes 351 amino acids. The transcript is spliced from 8 exons. NCBI's taxonomy places the organism in Eukaryota, Viridiplantae, Streptophyta, Magnoliopsida, Fabales, Fabaceae. The record is from RefSeq and is a predicted model, not a curated record.
ACGUGUGAAGUUCUGCUUGCAAGAAAAAGGAUUACUUCGUACUGCAUCCAUGAAAGCAAAGCAGCGCGGAGCCUCCUUUGGAACACUAUGAGUCUAUAACACCUCUCAAGAAAAAAAUCUCUGCACUGUCAAAUUUUCGUAAUGGGUCGCUUCAUCAUAUUCAAUACUGCUCAACUUUGCGGAAUAACAUGGUGGAUUCAAAAUCAUCACCGUUCCAUUUCUUCGCCAACCACUAAUAGUAUCCUCUCUCUUAUGCGAUUCAGGCAAUGCUCAUCAACAAGUCCAGAAUCAUCCAGAAUCCCAUUAUUCACCCCAUUAUCGCCGAAUCUUAGAAAUUACUGCCGCGGAGUAGGAUCGCAGAAGGAAAGGAGUGAGAAGCACGAAAUGGCAAGGAAGCUCGCGAGAAACGUCGAGAUUCUUACUUGUCCUUCUUCUGCUCAGGCUGGCUUUUGCGAUGUCUAUGUGGUUGGCACAGUUCAUAUUUCUCAGAAAUCAUGCGAGGAGGUCCAGGAAAUAAUCAAAUUUUUAAGACCAGAGGUUGUCUUUUUAGAAUUGUGCGGAAGCCGCAAAGCUGUUCUUUCUAGACAUCUGAAGUUCAAGGUACCCACUGUAGGAGAAAUGACCGCAGGUGCAAGGAAACACGGUAUUCUUGCGGUACUUGUGGGCUGGUUUUAUGCCAAGGUCGCUUGUGAGCUUAAGGUCAUUCCAGGUUCUGAGUUUCGUGUGGCAUAUGAAGAAGCAAUCAAGUAUGGCGGCAGGAUGAUACUUGGCGAUCGCCCUGCAAAGAUUACAGCGCUUAGAACAUGGAGAUUAAUGCCACUUAGGGAGAAGAUAAAAUUAUUGGCUAGUUUCCUUUAUAUAGCAGUUUUUAUCUCCAGCCCUGAGGUUCAAGAAAAACUGCUAAAGAAAAUGAAAUAUGUAAUUGACAUGCAAGCACUCAUGUUUCAAGUAUUCAGUAAGGAGUUUCCAUCUUUAACGGAGACCCUUGUGCAUGAACGAGAUCAGGAAUCAUCUUGGAUAUGGAAGCCACCCUCAGGAUCUGAAUAUAAAUACCAGAGACGUACCAGAGUUUACCUCUUGUCUUUAGGAUAUGUAGACACAAAUAUUUUGUCAGCAGUAGUAGGAUGUUAUUUGGUCGCCUGCCAGUCAAUCCUGUAUUUGAUGCUGACCUUGACGACCUUGGCCAAUAAUCUCUAAUUCUCUAUAUUGUAGUCUUAGCAUCAUGAAUGUCAACCUUAUUGGGAAUUUUUUUUUUUUAAUACAAAAGCCACGAUGAAAUUGUGCAAGAAUAAAACAAAACUUGGUUAAAUCAGCUAAUAACAAGUUUUUGCACCCUGAGGGUGGAUCAUCAUAGAUAGUAGUAGCAUCAAACUUGUCUUGAUUUGCUUGGUGAGCUAACCAAUUGGCACGAGUGUUUGCUUCUUUGAAUACAUGGUCAAUUAUGACAAACUAGUUGCUCUAUGAUGACCUCAUUGGGAUGUUGUGGUUAUAGUAUCACAAUCACUCAGCUUUGGGCCUUGCAGCCCAUGACACUCUUGUCUCCUCUUAGUAGCAGGUGCAGCAGAUUGAGUCCUGCUAUGAACAUGCUGAAUGGGCCCACUAGCCCCAUCAACUUCAUUUACAUAAAUAAAGUAAAAGUAAUGGAAGCUUUUGCAAUAUAUAUCAAAUGUCAAGGGAGCUGAGUGUUAUUUGUGAAAUAAGAGAUGUUUCAAAUAUGACUCAAGUAAUUAUUAUGGAGCAAUUAUUAUUAUUCUCAAUAUCAUUUACUCUUAAGUUUGUGAAUGGUUUUCUGUGAAUUUCACAUCUAGGAUUUAUACAUACAACAUAUCUCACCAUCGAGAUUGAAUUUGUUAUUAUUUGCAUUUUCUAGUUAAGAAAAAGGAUAAAUUCUUUUUGGGAAGAAAGGUUUCCUAUUCCAUGUCCGAUUAUCAUUUGGUUUUGCUAGUCUUACGUCAUAAGAAUUGUGAAUAAUUUUGUUGAAGAUCAUCGUUUUCAUCAUAAUUCAUAAAUGAUCUGCUCGCACCUAAAGUUAAAGCACCAGUU